Messenger RNA from Vespa velutina, 4054 nucleotides. RefSeq names its product alpha-(1,6)-fucosyltransferase (gene FucT6). The transcript has 7 exons. The record is from RefSeq and is a predicted model, not a curated record. Gene Ontology annotation, cellular component: Golgi cisterna membrane. The coding region runs from base 1099 to 2871 and encodes 590 amino acids. Gene Ontology annotation, biological process: protein N-linked glycosylation. Lineage: Eukaryota; Metazoa; Arthropoda; Insecta; Hymenoptera; Vespidae. Gene Ontology annotation, molecular function: protein binding; glycoprotein 6-alpha-L-fucosyltransferase activity.
ACCGACCGACCGACCGAGCGAACGAGCGAACGUGCGAACGAAUGAGCGAGCGAGUAAAUGCACACAAGCGAGCGUCCGUAAAUCGAAAGGUUAGGCCCGCAACGAAGAACCGGCGUUUGGGCGAACCACGCACGAUGGUGAUCUCUCUUCAAUGUCCGCUACGUUUCUGCCGCAAUAACAUGUUCCACGCGUGGCGCGUUAAAUGUGUGACAUCUCUCUUUUUCUAUCUCUCUCCCUCUCCCUUUCUCUUUCCUGUCAUUUCCACAACAACGACAACGGCGACAAUAACGAUGACGAUGUCGACGACUAUAACUACGACUACGACGACGAGGACGAUAAUGAUGACGAUGACAAAAACGACAACUAUGACAACAACAGCGACUAUGCAACACGGACGAUGAUACAACGAGGACGAUCGACAAGAAAGGAACAACUCCAAGGGCGAUAUAUUUACGAUCGCUUGCUGAACGCGAGCGAACGCCAGCCACCGCAGCCAGCAAUGGCAGCUGCUGCUCUUUUGUGGCGCGCGCUUACUGCCGGAUUUUUUGACAACAUCGACAGAGACGCGAUGCACGAUUGAAGUCGAGAGAGAAAGAUUGUAUCGUAACGUAAGCGCUGUUCUGUGUAUGAAUAUGUAUAUAUAGAUAUAUAUAUAUAUAUAUAUAUAUAUAUGUAUGUAUGUAUAUUAUAUAUAUAUAUAUAUAUAUAUGUGAAACCAAGAACGCGUAUUAUACACACGCACAAAACAACGAAGAAUAUACAACAGCCCAGAUAGAGAAUUGGAAAAGAGAAAAGAGGGGAUAUAUAAAAGCGAGGACCUAAGUGUAAUACACGCGGCUUCAGCUUUAGUUAUCUGGGAAAAGUUUCAGGUAACGAAUAUGACCGUUAAUAGCAGUGACGACAACGAUGACGGCAAUAUAACCUCUGCUUGGUCGAAACGAAAAAAAUUCGUCGAUCGGAAGGAAAGGUAUGUACAGCGAGGCACAGCACACGACGUCCGUACACCGGCGUACGCGUAUUUCGCGCGCAAGGAUCCUGCGCGAUUUCAGGAUGUGAUGAAAUGCAAUAAAUGGAAGAUUUUCAUUCCAAUCAUUUAGAAUGGCAACAUUUUGGUCAGGGAGACCUGGGUGGCUAGGGAAAUUAGGAAUAGCUUUGCUAGCUACAUGGCUUUUAAUAUUAAUUAUAUCAGUUCUACAUGUCUUCAAAACAAAUUCCAUAUCGUCACAAGAUGGAAAUCCUACGAAUAAAGAAAAUGCUCAACGUUUAGCACAAAUGAUUAAUGAUUUUGAGAUUCUUAAGAAGCAAAAUGACGGUCUAAAAAAUAUUAUAUUAAGGGAUGGAGUAAAAUCUAUACAAGGGGAUCAUUUGGGCUCUGUUCAAGAAAGAGCCGAUAGAGCUUCAAUUUAUUAUGAUCUAUUAGAUCAGCAUGUUGGAUCUAAACAUAAUAUACCUUCAUUAGAAUAUGAAGAAUUACGUCGUAGAAUAAGAAAUAAUGUACAGGAAAUGUGGUAUUACAUGAGUGCUGAAUUAACAAAAUUCAAAAAGCACAUAGAUGAAUUUACUCUUGAACAAAAAGAAAAAGAAGUUCAAGAUGCCGUAAGUAACAUUUGGGAACAUAAGAAGUCUCUUAUUAUGGAUUUAGAUAGAUUAACAAAAGCUGAUGGUUAUAAUGACUGGCGGAAAAAAGAGGCAAAAGAAUUAUCGGAUCUUGUUCAAAGUCGAUUUAGGUAUCUACAAAAUCCUACUGAUUGUAAUAAAGCAAAGAAGUUAAUAUGCAGUUUAAAUAAAGGCUGUGGUUUUGGUUGCCAAAUACAUCAUAUCACUUAUUGCUUUUUGGUCGCUUAUGGAACGGAACGAACGCUUGUAAUCAAAUCAAAAGGCUGGAGAUAUCGUAAAGAAGGUUGGGAAUCAGUUUUUAAACCUCUUAGUGACACAUGUUUAUCUACAAAUGGUGUAUCUCAUGCUAAUUGGCCUGGUGAUCCUUCUAAGCAAGUUAUUUCCUUGCCAAUCGUGGAUAAUGUUUAUCCUAAACCAAAAUUUCAACCUCCCAGUGUACCAGCAGAUAUAGCAGAAAGGUUGAAGAAGCUUCAUGGCCAUCCAUUAGUUUGGUGGGUUGGACAGGUGUUAAAAUACUUGAUGCGGCCUCAGGAUAGUAUGCAAAAAGUAUUAGAUAAUGCUAAGGAAAAAUUAGGUUUCAAAAAACCUAUUGUUGGCGUUCAUGUUCGUAGAACCGAUAAAGUCGGUACUGAAGCAGCAUAUCAUGAUAUAGAUGAAUAUAUGACUAAGGUAGAUCAAUAUUUUGAUGAACUCGAGACAAAGCCAGAUGUAAAACGAGUAUUUUUGGCUAGUGAUGACCCAAAAGUAAUUACAACAGCAAGAAAUCGCUAUCCUAAUUAUAAAAUUAUUGGUGAUCCAGAAAUAGCUGAAACAGCAUCAGUAUCAAAACGUUAUUCAGAUUCAUCUUUACAAGGAAUAAUUAUAGAUAUACAUCUUUUAUCCUUAUGUGAUUAUCUAGUGUGUACAUUUAGUUCACAAGUAUGUAGAGUUGCAUAUGAAUUAAUGCAAACUUAUUACCCAGAUGCAUACAAUAAGUUUGCAUCAUUGGAUGAUAUUUACUAUUACGGUGGACAAAAUUCACAUCCUCAUGUAGCUAUUUUGGAUCAUAAACCAAGAAAGAAUGGCGAAUUGGAAUUGAAGACCGGUGAUUUAAUUGAAGUUUAUGGAAACCAUUGGGAUGGUUAUUCCAAAGGGUAUAACACCAGAACUAGUAUGACAGGACUAUUUCCUAGUUUUAAAGUAAAAAAUCCUGUUGAUGCUGUUGACUUUCCAAAAUAUCCAGAUAUAAUGUUACAUGAAAAUAAAAAUAAUUAAGAGAUCACAUUUUGGUAAUAACCAAAUAAUUAGAUAUAAAUAAUUUUAUUAGAUUUCAUUAAUUGCUUGCAGAGUAUUGUAGUUUACUCUUUUAAUUAAAUUAUAUUAUAAAAAAAGAUAGUAUGACUCAUGAUGUAUAUAUUUUGCUAUUUACAACUGAGAAGAGUCAGUUAUUGUAUAUUCUAUAUAUGUACGAAUUGGGAUAAAGAAAAAUUUAUUAUAUUUACUUAUGUGCAAUCACUGCUGCAAAUGAAUGUAUUUAUGAAAGUUAUAAAAUAUAAUUGUACACAUUAAUAAAUUAUUACUGUAUACAAUUAUAUGAUCAUUACAACUGACAAUAUAGAAAAAGAAUACGAUAAGUUAAAUGAAUUGUAAAAAAAAAUCUUACAAUAUAAAACAAAGUUAUUUAAAAAAAAAAAAAGAAAAAAAAAUGUUUGAAGCAAACAUUAUGUAGCAAGCAGUGUACAGAAAACUUUGUUAUAAUUUUAUUGAUAUAGAAAAGCAUGAUUGUUAAUUUCAUCAGAGGUUUAAGUAGCAUUUGUUAUAUAUUAUAUAUUAAUUUUUUCUAGUGAAAAAAGAAAAUAUAUUCAUCCCACUUCUUAUAAACAACAAAAGUGUAAUAAAAAUUGAAAGUCUAUAAGAAAUUAUAAAACAAACAAUACAUUGUGCAAUAUGUUCAUGCAAGGUAUUGAAUCGACAACCUAAUGAUAAGGUACACUACCACAUGGAAAAAAUUUUAUCUGUGGUCAGUUCGUAUGUUGUAUCAAUAUUUGUAAAUAAAAUUAAAUGCCAUCUUUAUAGAACCUUCUUUAACGUUAUAUCUUGUAUCGUUUUUUAGCAAUUUAUAUUAAAAUAGUCACAAUGUCGUAACAAUAUGUACAAUUCAUGUAUUACAUGAUUCAUAUGUCUAUUAAAACUAAUUUUUAAGUAUUAUUUUAAACAUAGAUGAUCUUUUGAAAUUGAUAAUAUUAAAUGCUUUUUAUAAAAAACAAGUUAAAUAGUUAAUGUACACGAACAUCGAGCUGAGCCAUAGAGGCCUAUUUGUAUUUAGGAUUAUGCGCGCGUGCACACAAACCCUAUAUAUAUUGUAAUAUAUUUUAUAUUAUAUACCAAUCAUUAAUAACAUUUGUUAUAUUAUUAUAAGAUUCAAUUUGAUUUUUAAUAAAUAUUUAAGCUUUGAGAA